AAUUUCAGAUUCCAACAAAAAAAAACUUCGAUUCUGCUAAAUUGAAGGCUGUGGUGUGAUUUUUGAGAAAUAAAAAAUUAUAAAUUCGCAGAAAAAAAAAAAACAAUUCUUUUGCAAUUACUUUUAAAUCUUUUCGAUUAAAGUAUACUCAGUUACCAGUUUUAAUUAAAUUAAAUCAAACCUUUGCCAAAAUAGCGAAAAUAUGGGGGAACAACCAAUUUUUACAUGUCAAGCUCAUGUAUUUCACAUUGAUCCAAAAACGAAAAGAACAUGGAUUACGGCCAGCAUGAAAGCUGUUGCAGUUAGUUUUUUCUAUGAUUCCUCACGAAAUCUUUAUCGAAUAAUAAGUGUAGAAGGAAGUAAAGCAGUUAUCAAUUCAACGAUAACUCCCAAUAUGACAUUUACACAAACUUCACAAAAGUUUGGCCAAUGGAGUGAUGUCCGUGCCAAUACUGUGUAUGGUUUAGGUUUUGCAUCAGAAGCUGAAUUAACAAAGUUUGUAGAAAAGUUUCAAGAAGUCAAAGAAGCAACUAAAAACGCAAUGGCAAAGUCAUCUGCAAAUGGAAGCGCUGCAGCAACUCCUACAACAUCGGCAAAUACUUCGCCGGUUACAUCUCGCAGUGGUAUUAUGCAAAAUGACAAUGCUCCCAUGAUGGAGCACACGGUUGAGCCACCAAAUCUAUCGAAUACAAAUACCCAAAAUGCCAAUCCCGAUAGUCCUUCGCAUAAAAUAAUUCAAAGCAGCAAUAUUGCUACCAAUGAUAUCAAACCACCUAGUAGCCAGCUUGUGGGUGAUAUUGUGGGUGGUCAUAGUGGUGGUCCUGGAAGUGGUGGCGAACAGCAAUUGAAAUAUGAAAAUGAGAGACUCAAAAUGGCCUUGGCUCAAAGCUGUGCCAAUGCGAAAAAAUGGGAAAUUGAACUUUCAACUUUGAAAAAUAAUAAUAUCCGUUUAACCAGUGCUCUGCAAGAAUCAACAGCAAAUGUUGAUGAAUGGAAACGACAACUUCACACUUACAAAGAAGAAAAUAUCCGACUUAAAAGAGAAAUGGAUUCAACUAGACAAGGUGCAGCACCUGUUCCAGGUGGUAAUGAUAUAGCCGAAGAUCUUCGUAGAGAGAUUGGUUUGCUCAAAGGGCGAAUAGAAUCAUUGGAAAAAGAAUUAAUGAAUCAAGAAAUUGAACUAAAAGCAGCUAAUCGCAGUUUACUUGAUAAAAGCAGCGAACAAACUAUGGCAAAACUGGCCGAGCUUAAUCAGUUGUUUGGUAAACAUCUAUCAGAUCUUCUCGAUGUUCAAAAAGAUAUGGAUAAGUUAAUUGUGCCUUCAAAGAGUACUUGAGACAUGCAUUUAACUUUGAUUGAUAAGUUCUCUGAAUCUGAUCAAAUGGCUUCAAUGGAAAUCAAUAUUCAUAAAGGAAGCGGCAACUUCCCAGCUAUAGACACUGAAAAUACACUCUCGAAUGUAACAUCAAUCCAAUCACAAUUGCAAUCGUUAUAUGAUUGCAAUGAUACAUCAAAAAAUUGCUAUAAAUACAAUAAUUAUAAAAAUAUUAACAUGAACAGUUCGACCGAAAAACUUUUGAAAAUGCACGCAAGUAACAUAACGAACGAACAUUCAAUUCCUCCUCAUAUUAAUUUUCAAAAAUCCUUCGAUGAUAAUAACAGCUCUGUUGCAGUAGUUGGAGUUGGUGGUGGUGGAUCAAAUAAUAUUAAAAUGACACUAGAGACCCAACACCAUCAAAAAAAUCAAAAU
Molecule: messenger RNA, 1750 nt
Organism: Episyrphus balteatus (marmalade hoverfly)
Lineage: Eukaryota; Metazoa; Arthropoda; Insecta; Diptera; Syrphidae
Product: homer protein homolog 2-like
Exons: 8
Coding region: 203-1336 (377 amino acids)
Biological process (GO): G protein-coupled glutamate receptor signaling pathway; regulation of store-operated calcium entry
Cellular component (GO): plasma membrane; cytoplasm; dendrite
Molecular function (GO): G protein-coupled glutamate receptor binding
Source: RefSeq, a predicted model, not a curated record